Molecule: messenger RNA, 1889 nt
Organism: Molossus molossus (Pallas's mastiff bat)
Lineage: Eukaryota; Metazoa; Chordata; Mammalia; Chiroptera; Molossidae
Gene: DDX19B
Product: DEAD-box helicase 19B
Exons: 13
Coding region: 538-1650 (370 amino acids)
Biological process (GO): poly(A)+ mRNA export from nucleus
Cellular component (GO): cytoplasmic stress granule; nucleus
Molecular function (GO): ATP binding; RNA helicase activity; RNA binding
Source: RefSeq, a predicted model, not a curated record
UUUAAAUUACUUGUCCGGAUUGUAUGGAUAAGUUAGUUGACCCUGGAUAACAUUUGUGAAUCUACUUAAUCAUGCACAGCCUGCUGGGUAUUUUGAUUACACAGCGUGCCACAAUUCUCCAAGUUGUUCCAAGUUUAAAAUAUCAGACAUCCAGCACAAGGCGACCUGAAUUUGAGCAACUUGCAUCUUAAAGAAGAGAAAACCAAACCAGAUGCUAAUGGCCUUUGCAUUUCUAGUGUCUCGUAGAAUUUGAAUUGUCUCAGCUGUUGGGUAUGGGAUGUGAUUUUGAAUGACAGCCACUUUGUGUCUGAUAAAGGUGCUGUUGUCAAGACCAAUGCUAAUGCAGAGAAGACAGAUGAAGAAGAGAAAGAAGACAGAGCUGCCCAGUCCUUACUCAACAAGCUCAUCAGAAGCAACCUUGUGGAUAACACAAACCAAGUGGAAGUCCUGCAACGGGAUCCAAACUCCCCCCUCUACUCAGUGAAGUCUUUUGAGGAGCUUAGGUUGAAACCACAGCUUCUCCAGGGAGUCUAUGCCAUGGGCUUCAACCGUCCAUCCAAGAUACAAGAAAAUGCAUUGCCGUUGAUGCUUGCUGAGCCCCCACAGAAUUUAAUUGCCCAGUCUCAGUCUGGUACUGGUAAAACAGCUGCCUUUGUGUUGGCCAUGCUCAGCCAUGUAGAACCUGCAAACAGAUACCCCCAGUGUCUGUGCCUAUCCCCAACGUAUGAGCUUGCCCUUCAAACGGGAAAAGUGAUUGAGCAGAUGGGCAAAUUUUACCCUGAACUGAAGCUAGCUUAUGCUGUUCGAGGCAAUAAAUUGGAAAGAGGUCAGAAGAUCAGUGAGCACAUUGUCAUUGGCACCCCUGGAACUGUUCUGGACUGGUGCUCCAAGCUCAAGUUCAUUGACCCCAAGAAGAUCAAGGUGUUUGUUCUGGAUGAGGCUGAUGUGAUGAUAGCUACUCAGGGCCACCAAGAUCAGAGCAUCCGCAUCCAAAGGAUGCUGCCCAGGAACUGCCAGAUGCUGCUUUUCUCUGCCACUUUCGAAGACUCUGUAUGGAAAUUUGCCCAGAAAGUGGUCCCAGACCCAAACAUUAUCAAACUGAAGCGUGAGGAGGAGACAUUGGACACCAUCAAGCAGUAUUACGUCCUGUGCAAUAACAGAGACGAGAAGUUCCAGGCCUUGUGUAACCUCUACGGGGCCAUCACCAUUGCUCAAGCCAUGAUCUUCUGCCAUACCCGUAAAACAGCCAGUUGGCUGGCAGCAGAGCUCUCAAAAGAAGGCCAUCAGGUGGCUCUGCUGAGUGGUGAAAUGAUGGUGGAGCAGAGGGCUGCCGUGAUUGAGCGCUUCCGAGAGGGCAAAGAGAAGGUGCUGGUGACCACCAACGUGUGUGCCCGUGGUAUCGAUGUUGAACAGGUGUCUGUUGUCAUCAACUUCGACCUUCCCGUGGACAAGGAUGGGAACCCUGACAACGAGACUUACUUGCACCGGAUCGGGCGCACUGGCCGCUUUGGCAAGAGGGGCCUGGCAGUGAACAUGGUCGACAGCAAGCACAGCAUGAACAUCCUCAAUAGAAUCCAGGAGCAUUUUAAUAAGAAAAUAGAAAGAUUGGACACGGAUGAUUUGGAUGAGAUUGAGAAAAUAGCCAACUGAGAAGCUCCACCAGUCACUGGUGCCCACCCUUGGCACUCCCCCUACAUGGGAGACUAGUGCUUUCGAGUACAGUCGCUACAAAGACGAAGGCACGAGUAGAGAGAAACUACCUACUUCAUUUUAAAUUACGUUUGGACUUGACAAAAAUUGUGCAAAUGAUGGGGCAAGGUAGAAAAAAAUAUUUACACAAGUUUUGGAAGAUUAGGCGUGAAUACACAGAAAUUUACCUUUUGGAAAUU